Messenger RNA from Paramecium sonneborni, 1643 nucleotides. The record is from the annotation of a GenBank genome assembly. Lineage: Eukaryota; Ciliophora; Oligohymenophorea; Peniculida; Parameciidae.
UUUUAUUAAAACAUAUGCCUCGUUCAAGUAAAGUGUCAAACAGAUCCUUUUCACAUGGAAAACAAGGAUAAUUAAAUGAACCUAUUAUUAUUACAUUACAAAAGGAGAUUGAUAAUUACACUAGGAAAGUAGAAAUUGAAAGAAGGUUUCAUUUAACAGAUUUAUUAUUUUAGAAAACUUUUUAAUUUAGAACAAUAACACAGAUAACUCUAAGAAGAAGUUAAAAAUAAAAUAUAAUCAGUGAAAAAAUUGAAAAUGGAUUCCAUAAAAAAAGUUUUAAACAAAGAUCAGGCAGAAUCAAAAAGUCUAUAAUUUUAAAUUGAUUAAGUAAAAAAGUUAUAUUAAUUUAGUUUGAUAAAAAAUUAUGUAAAUCUGUUGCAAAUAUUGAAAUUAUGAAAUAAAAUAUUGAUAUAAUAAGAAAAGAACGCAAUUAACUAUUAUAAGCAAUGAAAGAAAUUGAAUAGUCUCAUGAAUAAAUUCAUAAUAAAUUAAAAUCCACACAAAAAGAGGCUAAAGAAAAGGUUCAAGAUGCUUGUAAUAUAUAGAAAUAUAAAUAGAAAUUACCUAAUAAUAAAUGUUUGAUUUGAAAACAAAGAAUGAAAUUGACAAAAGUGAAUUUUAAGAAAAGUUUGAUAAACUAAAAGCUGAAUUAAAAGAGAAAUAGGAUAAAUAAAAUGAAAAAGAUAAAAUAUCAAAAACCAAUAGACUCAAAACAGUAAAUUAUUCUACAUUUGAUACAGGAACUUUAUUAAAAAGAAGAUUAUAAAGGAUUAUUGCAAAUAAUAAAGAAAAAGUUAAAAUGAUAGAUACUUAUCAAAGAAAUAUGAGAAUUAUAGAUGAAGCAUUUAACUAAAUUAAAGAAGCUACUGGAUUAACUGAUAUAGAAGAAAUAAAAAAUAACUUUAUAAAGAGUGAAGAGUAGAAUUAUUCUUUGUGGACAUAUGUAGAUGUUCUAAAUUAAGAAACAGAUGCUUUAGAAGAUGCUAAUGAAGAAUUGAAAGAAAAAUGUGAAUUAUAAGAAAAAGAAAAUAUAGAGAGGUAGAGAAUUUUAUAAGCAACUCCAGAUGGUGAAAGAAAGAGAAAAUAAAUAUAAAAGAUAAUUGAUUAAAAGUAAAAAUUGUAAACUAUCAAAGGUAAAAUGAGAUUGAUCAAUUUACUAAUAAAUUAUCUUAAAUUUAACCAAUUAUAGAAAAUAUAUUACAAAAAAUGAUUAAAACUAAGUUUAACUUGGAUCCAACUAGAGCUUAUACAUUCUAAGGUGGAUUUCAAUUAAAUGAAUCUAAUAUUGAUCAAUAUUUAGGUAAAUAUUUUAUCAAUUUAUUUAUAGCCGAAUUGGAAGGCUAUAUAAAUAUGUUAGUAUUAUUUAAAUCAAAUAAAAAUACAAUAGAAGACAAAUAAAAAAAAUUUAUUACUGGUUUAUUAUUAGAAGAAAUACCAACUAAAGAAUUUAAAUCUAAAUAGUUAAAUUAAUCAUCUGUUUUACCAUCAUAGGGAAAUGAAGAAGGUUAAGACUUCUAAAAGUUUCUAAAUUAUAAUGAAUUUCAUGAAAUGGCUAAAUAAGCUCUAAAAGAAGUUGAUGGUUAAAGUAUUUAAUUGUAUUAUUUCAUAUAGAUUUUGCAUCAACAAAGAAGAAUAAAAAAUGA